AUGGGUACUACUGCUGCGCAGGGCGUUGCGCUGGGGACUACGGUUAAUGUCUCAGAUCGGCCUGUGACGCAACAGGGAAUGCGCGGGAUGAAAACCGCUCAAGGGCCGGCGCGACAAGUUCAAGACUCAUCGUAUUAUGUCGGAAUCCUUAGGAGCAAGGUUACAGAGCUGAUGAACGAGAUUCAAUCUCUGCAGUCAGAACACAAACAGCACGAGCGGUCGAUGAACGAGUAUGGGGGUCUACAAAAACGCCACGAGAACCUUCUAAAUGAGGUUCGCGCUCUGGAAGGAACCCUCGCAGACUAUAAUCUUGCGAUGGAUAAAGCUCGAAUGGUAGGUACCGAUCCGGCAGAACUGAAUGAUUACAUAACUGAGUUUCGGGCAAAAAACAAGCAAUUCGCAAACGAGAUUGAUCGAGUUUUUGUGAUUAAAAAGCAAAAGGAUGAAGAGACUAAACAGAUCGAAGCUCAGAUUAGGGAUCUACAUGAACUUGCCCAACACAAGAUAAAUGAAUUGGAGCCCGAAAAGUUGAAUCGCUAC
This is a messenger RNA of Aureococcus anophagefferens, 540 nucleotides long. RefSeq lists its product as hypothetical. Lineage: Eukaryota; Pelagophyceae; Pelagomonadales; Pelagomonadaceae. The transcript is spliced from 3 exons. The record is from RefSeq and is a predicted model, not a curated record. The annotation marks the transcript as partial. Gene Ontology annotation, molecular function: beta-tubulin binding. Gene Ontology annotation, biological process: intraciliary transport involved in cilium assembly; cilium assembly. Gene Ontology annotation, cellular component: cilium; intraciliary transport particle B; centrosome.